AAGAAAGGAAGAAGCUCUCGCCUGAUUCGGCCCCGAACACGACAUGGCUCGCAUCAGCAACACCAUCGUCACGAUAUUAAACGUUCUGUCCGCCGUCCUGGCGCUCGUCGCCGUCGGCACGUCGGCCAGGUUGAUGGUGCACAGCAGCACGGAAUGCCAGAAGUCCCUGCAGGGCCCUCUCCUGAUAUCGGGCGUCGUCCUGCUGGUCAUCUCCUUGAUCGGACUCAUCGGGUCGUGCGGGCGAAACAAUUUCUUCCUGUACACUUACUUGACCCUGUUGUUCCUGUCCAUCCUCGCGCUCAUCGCCUUCACGGUGUUCGCGUUCCUCGUGACAAACGAGAGCGCAGGGAAGGCGGUCUCGGGGCAAGGGUUCAAGGAGUACCGGCUGGGGGACUACUCGCAUUGGAUGCAGGAUCAUCUGGUGAAUGGGGAGAAAUGGAACGAGAUUCGAAGCUGCUUGGUCGAUUCCAACCUUUGUGGGAGGCUCGGCGAAGACGUUCAUCAGACAGAGGCGGAUUUUUAUAAGCAGAAGUUGUCAGCCAUACAGUCUGGUUGCUGCAAGCCACCAAGUUAUUGUGGUUUCGAAUUCAAGAAUGCGACCUAUUGGACGGUUCCGAAGUCAGGCCCGGCAGCGCCCGAUACCGAUUGUCUAGCAUGGAGCAACCACCAGGAAACCUUGUGCUACGACUGCAAAUCAUGCAAAGGAGGAUUCCUAGCCAAUGGCAAGAAGGAAUGGAGAAAUUUGCUGAUAUGCAAUGUUCUUCUCGUCGUCAUUUACAUGGUAGUCUACAGCAUCGGAUGCUGCGCUUCCAGGAACAAUCGCGAGGAUCGCAAAUAUGCCAAGUACAAAGGCUACCCUUGAAUUUCACGAUGCUUUGAGUCGUCCUGCUUGCUUAGAUGAUGAUCUUCCCUGAG
Rhodamnia argentea is the source of this 915-nucleotide messenger RNA. RefSeq names its product tetraspanin-8-like. Gene Ontology annotation, cellular component: plasma membrane; plasmodesma. The record is from RefSeq and is a predicted model, not a curated record. The transcript has 2 exons. Gene Ontology annotation, biological process: auxin-activated signaling pathway. Bases 44 to 862 code for a protein of 272 amino acids. Lineage: Eukaryota; Viridiplantae; Streptophyta; Magnoliopsida; Myrtales; Myrtaceae.